AUGACACACGCACGCCACCGCUGUCUCCUCCUCACCUUCGAUGCGUUCGCGACUCUUUUCCAUCCUCGCCGCCCGAUCCCCGAAGUAUACGCCUCGGUAGCCAACGCGUACGGACUGAGUGAAACACCCUUAGCGCCCGCUACGUUGCAGACAGCUUUCAAAAACGCGUACAAAGCCGAGAGCAAGGCCUAUCCGAACUAUGGCCGAGAAAUGGUACUGCGUGGCGAAUAUGGAGGUCCGAAACAAUGGUGGACCGGUGUGAUUACCUCGACAUUUGCGAAUGCUUUUAACAAACCGGAUUUGAAGUUGCCGGCCGGGAUGGUUGACAGGUUGAUUGAGACUUUUGCUAGUCAAGAGGGUUACUCGCUAUAUGGAGACGUGCAGCCUUUUUUUGAUCAGCUGGGGAAAUACAAGACUUGGCAAUCUGACUUUGAUUGUAUUGUGACGGGCAUCAUAUCGAACUCGGAUGAUCGCGUUUCGACUGUGUUGAGAUCGUUGGGUUUGUCGGUAGGACGGACUCGUGCUGACGAAGACCGAUCUAGUACUCUGCUUCCGGGAUUUGAAGAGGCUCUUAGUAAGAACUCGGAGGAUAGAGGAUUCUAUUCGGACGAUCUCAACAUGGUCAUCACAAGUUACGAGGCAGGAAAUGAAAAGCCGAAUCGACUGAUCUACGACGUAGCAGCCCGGCAAGUCAACCGCCUUCUGAGCACGUACAAAUGGACCAAAUUCGAUCUGGACAACAUUGACUGGAUGCGGAUACAUGUCGGAGAUGAUUUUGCAAAAGACUACCAAGGCGCGACGGACGCUGGCUGGCAGGGCAUAUUACUCGAUCGAGACAAUACAGUUACCGACAGUUUGGACGUGGAAAUCAUCAAUUCGUUAGAGACGCUGCUUCCAAAAAUACAACAAUACGCAGCAAGGUAA
This is a messenger RNA of Talaromyces amestolkiae, 924 nucleotides long. RefSeq lists its product as uncharacterized. Lineage: Eukaryota; Fungi; Ascomycota; Eurotiomycetes; Eurotiales; Trichocomaceae. The transcript has a single exon. The record is from RefSeq and is a predicted model, not a curated record. The coding region runs from base 1 to 924 and encodes 307 amino acids.